This is a messenger RNA of Physella acuta, 3677 nucleotides long. RefSeq names its product putative Bax inhibitor 1. Gene Ontology annotation, cellular component: mitochondrial membrane. Gene Ontology annotation, molecular function: enzyme binding. Lineage: Eukaryota; Metazoa; Mollusca; Gastropoda; Physidae. The record is from RefSeq and is a predicted model, not a curated record. Gene Ontology annotation, biological process: negative regulation of RNA splicing; negative regulation of endoribonuclease activity; cellular response to unfolded protein.
UUAAAAAAAAAAAUCUGUUACUGCGAUUUAAUUUUAGAAAAUUGGAAAUUAAAUUUCUAAAAGUCUGGAACGUUCUCACAAAAGUGACACGACUAUUUCCUACAAGGGACAUAACAAAAGCAGUAGUAACAAGUGACGUCAGAAAUAAAAAUACAAGUUAACUUCAAAAUGGCGGCUUUCCAACCUAGGACGAGUGGACGGAGCCUGUUUUCAAGUCAAGCUUUAUUUGACUUUAGUCAUUUAGAUGACAGAGUACAGAGCCACUUGAAAAAUGUGUAUAGCUGUCUCUCAAUUGGCAUGCUUAGUGCUGCCCUUGGAGCAUAUGCCCACCUUAUGUUUGGGCUAGGAGAGUGGUACUUAUUGACAGUAAUUGCAUCCUUUGGCUUAAUAAUUUGGCUUGGAACUACUCGUCAUUCCAAAGAAGAUGUCACCAAGAGAGUGGGAAUCUUUUCAGCCUUCACCUUUACAUCAGGAGUUUCGCUUGGACCACUCAUUGAGGUUGUAAUAAGAAUUGAUCCUAGCAUUGUAUCCACUGCUUUGGCUGGCACAGCUGUUAUUUUCAUCUGCUUUUCCUUGUCAGCUCUCCUAUGGAAGGAUAGAACCUUCCUUUAUAUGGGAGGAAUGCUCUUCAGUUGCCUAUCAUGGUUGACACUUGCUGGUCUUUUGAAUAUUUUCUUCAGGUCCCCACUUGUCUUCAACGUGUACAUCUAUGGCAUAUUGCUCCUCUUCUCUGCUUUUGUAUUGUAUGAUACUCAGUUGAUUGUAGAGAAGAGAAAGAGGGGAGAUGAAGAUUUUAUCUGGCACUCAGUUGACCUUUUCCUUGAUGCUGUUCAGAUUUUCAGAGCUCUGCUUGUUAUUCUGGCCAAAAAGUCUGGAAAAAAGAAAAAUUCUAAAUAAAUGACUGGCUGCAUGCAAAUAGAGAAGAGGAGGAUGACAAGAAGAGGAGAAGAGAUUAAAUCAAGAUGCCUCACAUGUCAUGAACCCAGCUAUUGAUUGUCUUGUGGCUGUUUUAACAACCUUUGUUUUAUUUUCUCCAUGGAAGGUCACACCAUACAGGCUGUAUCUUGUGUGUUGGUAGUCCAUGAUCCCAGUUUUAUUUUUUUGUAUCAUUAAUAUAUGAUCCAAAUUAUAUUUAGUUGGAACUCCAUUAAAAUAUAAUUCAAAUUAUUAAAAUUAUGAACAGUUUUAUUUCAAAGCCAAUACUUAAAAGUAUGGUUAAAAUUGUAUUUGGUUGAUAGACCACUAAAACGGAUCUAAUUUUCCUGGGUUUUGUAACUGAUAUCCCUGCUUUGUUUAUCUGUGUGGUGUAUCUUCCUAUUAUGUUUGUUCCUCAAACAAAAUAUCCCUCAUUUAUUCAACAGUUUCCAGUUGUUAUGCUCAGUGAAGGCUUGGCCUUUAUUACACAUUUUUCCACCAGCUCAGCCCCCCCAUAUCACAAGAUACACACAUACAUGGAUAAAAUUUCACUUAGGGGAUGGCACAGUAACAUCUGCUACAUAGGAAAUCAAUACUCCAGAUUUUAACAUCCCAUCCCAUAGUGUAGAACAUAAUCACUAUCCUGAAGUAUGUGUACACAUUUCUUUUUGCAGUAAAUUAUUCAAAACUAAUAGUAUAUAUUUCCUAUUAGUACAGAAAAGGUUCAACAUGAAAUAUUAAGUCUGUUAUAUUAUAAUUAGCCAGUCUUGAUUUAUAUUCUUUUUAAAUAUAUCUUUGUUAAUUACAAUAUUAAAUCAUUGCUUGCACAAAUACAUUACAUGUUUAAAGCUAUAUUUUCAUAAUCAAGAAAUUCAACUCAAGUUUGGCUUUUAAAUUAAUAGCUUUUAAAAAAUUGUUACAAGUGAUUUUUAAAAAGUUUAAGAAAAAAUGGCAAAGUGUUCAGUAUUGGUAUAUAUAUUUUUUUUCAUCUUAGCAGACUACCAGAUUAAGACUUUAUUUUGGAAUAUUUUUAAAAAAAUGCUGUUUUGAGUAAUUUAUAUGUUUUUUGCUUCUUUUAUUUCCUAUUGCUGGCAUCGUAUGUAUUCAUGUUUUAAUUUCCUGCAACAUGUUGUGAGGAUACCUAGUUUUUACAGAGAGAGUGCCAGUUUGGCUUUUUAAACCAUUGUUUUAAUUUUUUAUUGAAAUAUUCAAAAUUUCUUUAAGAAAAAAAAAGUUUUUACAUGUAAUCUUAGGAAUAUCCAGUGCUUAUUUAAACUAUAUAACAAUAUAAAACAGUCUAUAAACAUCAGUUUGCAGGAUACAAGGGUUAGAAUUAGAAGUAGUAACUUAUAUUUGUUGAGAUGUUCAUAUCAGAAAUCAUUUGUGCGUGUGUAUAAAAUGCAAAUAAUUAAAUAAUUUUUAAAAAAAGUUGUGAAUUUGAAGGGAUCAUGUGCAUGCAUAUUCUGGUUUUCUUUCUUCACAUUUUCCUGUACACAUCACAGCAGCUCAAGACAGCUGAGCUAUUAGAAGUGGCGCACCAUCACACACGGGCAUCUGAUGGACUUGCUACUACACACAUUGUCUAACAAAUACUUCUCUAAAUUUAUGAAAAAAAAAAAAUUCAAUCCUGUUUUAUUACCGGAAGCAAUAAAGCUGUCCACUGCAUCUGACUUUCUGUUGAGUUGUAUUUGUAUAUAUUUUUUUUUUGUUUUAACUAAAUUAACUUCAAAAGCAGCUUGGUUCUUUUGCAUUUUAUAUUUUCUCUUUUCAUGUUUAAUUUUAUUCUAACUUAGCUAGAUUUAUUUGCUUAUAUAGUUUUCUUUCCAUCAGUUUAUUUACUUUAUUCAUCAUGGUUUGGGUUUAUGUUUAUACUAUUCAGAAGAGAGUUUUUUUUUAUUGUAUUGCUUUUCAAAAUUUAUUAGAGUUUUAAAACUAUCGUGUUGUUCCGUACUAUAAAAAGUUGAAAUCUAAAGUAUAUUUUUAAGGAGUUUGAUUAGUUUUAGCGUAAAAAUAGUUAAAAAUGUAACAUUUUUAAAUGAUUGCUUUUUAGUUUUAGUGCAGGAAUAAUUAUAAUCUGGAACAUAGUUUUUAAGGAAUCCUGUUAGUUUAGUCCAGUUAUAUUUUAUUCUAUCACCAGACUGAACUCUGUACAUUGUUUUAAAAAGAAACCUAUAAUUUUUGUUGUGAUCUUAUCUAUAAUUCUUCCACUGCUUUUCAAGUGAUAUUUUUUUAAAUCCUUAUCUGUGGUAUAUUGAUUCUUUAAACAGUACUGAACAAUGUUUCAGCUUGCAAAACAGUUUUUAAUUAUUUUUUUUAGGCAGUGAUUAUUAUAAGAAAACAAAUGACACUGAGAAUGUCAAUUAUUUAAGUUAAAUAUUUAAAAUGCUUUUAUUGAUUAGCUUUCUUAAAUUUGAGACUAACCAUAGCACACAUCAAAUGGAAGUGUUAUUCUGUUUGACUAGUCAUUGAAAGUAAAACACCUAUUAGUCCAGUUGAAAACAUUAGCAAAGGUACCAAGUCCAUUCAAACUAGUUUUGAGAAUGCACUUAUGUUGAUUUUUGUAGCUUACAAUCAUACUUCUAAUGACAUUGAAUGAAAACUUUUUCUUUGCUUGGACACAAUUCCAAAUUAAGAAUUAGCUACAAAAUGGGGGGUAACUCCUUUAUUACAACCACUCAACCAAGAAAAGAUUAGCACCCUUUGAAAGUGUACUCCAUUAUUCACUUUGCUGUUUUGUAAUGGAAUAAAUCAAUUUUAAGAAA